CCGCCGCUGCCUGCUCCGAUCCAUGGCGCUCUCGCAUCGCCCCUCUAGUCUAGAUCAGAGGCCCAAGAUGCGCAUACAAAUGUGUUUCUGCAAAAAAAGACCGGCCACGGUCCACGGACCCACCUGUCAGCCUACACCCCCGAAGGCUUCGCCUCUCCGGUCUCCGCCUCCGCUGCGGCAAAAUAUCAAACGGCUUGCGCGCGCGACCCACCAGUCCAGUGAGAGUGACCCACAGCAACCGCCGCCCGAUGUCCGUCGCCCUCGCCGUGGCCGACGACGUGUGGGCGCAGAUCAAGGCCGCGGGGCACGCCACCGACGAGCACCUGUCCAUCCUCGACCACCUGUUCGACAAGAACAUGCUGCGCGCCUGCAAGAUCCUCGACGAGGGCGGCGUCCGCCGCGUCACCGGCGCGCCCAGCGGCCGCUCGCUCUUCCUGGUGAUGGGGGAGUCCAAGAGGAAGGAGGAGUACAUCUGCUUCCCGGAGCACCUCUGCACCUGCUACUCCUUCUUCUAUGACAUCGUCGGCCGCGGCGACCAGCUCUGCUGUAAGCACCAGUUGGCAGCGCGGCUUGCAGAAGCUGUCGGCAAACAGCAGGAGAUGGAGGUGACUGAUGAGGAGCUCGCUCACAUGCUUGCUAAGCUCUGACUGCUUGAAUAUUUCAGUAAUGCACAAUACAUUUAUGAAUGACUGUCUUGUUGGGGGUUGCCUCGCCUGUGCCGUUCUAAAAGACUGAAUUUAGCUCAAUGAUCAUCUUGGUAAGGUCUUCCUGAGUGCUAUAAAGGCUUGGGAAUCCUUUGGCUGCAAUGUUAUGCCACAUGGAUUGUGUGUAUAGAGAUAGGAAAAGGGUGUCAAAGAAGCUGUGGUAAAAUCUGCACCGUUAAAUUUUUAUCACCUUGUCUCUCUUUUCAAGAAACCAGCAUCACCUUCUUUUUCAUUGCAUUAGAUUAUAAGAAUGAGGAGACAUGUAUGAGACCGUGAAAUUAUUUAGUUAUGUGAACUGAUCAAUGAAUUGAGAUGAAUAGUUUUUCUUUCA
Messenger RNA from Hordeum vulgare subsp. vulgare (domesticated barley), 1035 nucleotides. RefSeq names its product zinc finger SWIM domain-containing protein 7. Gene Ontology annotation, biological process: double-strand break repair via homologous recombination. Lineage: Eukaryota; Viridiplantae; Streptophyta; Magnoliopsida; Poales; Poaceae. The record is from RefSeq and is a predicted model, not a curated record. Gene Ontology annotation, molecular function: zinc ion binding. The coding region runs from base 249 to 647 and encodes 132 amino acids. The transcript is spliced from 5 exons. Gene Ontology annotation, cellular component: Shu complex.